GAGGACUUUCACUGUAAGGACUUCACCGGAAUUUAGUGCGGGGGGUGAGGAAUAGCUGAGUUUCCGGUGUCAAUAGAGGACAUGUGCAAGGUCUAGCAGUAUUGCAGCAGAUAAAUGGCCAAGUAUCUAGCACAGAUCCUGGUUGCUGGGACACAGGUUGUCGGUCGAGCAUUUGCACGGGCACUGAAGCAGGAAUAUGCAGCAAGCCAACAGGCAGCCCAGAAGGCUGGGGGUGGGAAACAGGGAGCACGGAGGGCAGCUGCAGACACAGCCACGGGAAUGUCAUUACAGGAGGCGAAGCAAAUACUGCACAUAUCAGAAAUCACAGACCCCAAGUUGACACAGAGUAAAUACGACCACCUGUUUGCGGUUAACGAAAAGGCCAAGGGCGGCUCAUUCUACCUACAAUCUAAGGUCGUGCGAGCAAAGGAGAGAAUUGACAUGGAGAUCAGCAAGCCUGAACCUAAGAACAAGAAGGAAGAGACUUGAUGUCACAGUCCUCUAGACAGUGUGUGUGUUGUGUGGAUGAUCAGGAUACACCAUCAGCGCCAAAUCUAUACCAGCUGCGGACCAACCAACCAUCUCUGGUUACCAUGACGACAGUGUUUCCUAGAUUUGUUCAAUAUGCUUGAUUUCGAAAUUUUGGAGAUGGCAUCAAGAUAGCGUUAUCAUUAGGAUGAAUUUUUAUGUCUUGCACAGUUACCAUGGUUACUUGAUGAUCAAGAAAUCUUUCUAUUGUUCAUCCUUCUUGUGAUACCCUCAGUCACAGACACAAGAAGCUGAAGACCUCUCAGAGAGAUCAUUUAGGUGUCAUGGUCCAAAUUUGUGCAACCGCUUUCGAGGUUAAUUUCACUGUCAGUGAAGUUCCAGUCUGGUGUGCUUAGUGUUUAUUUAAUUACGUGCCUGGCAUUUGUUACUAAAGAAAGACAGAAAUUUCUAUAUGCAUCCCUAAGAUGCACACCCAGUACACAAAGCUUGGCACAAUGGAAGACCUAACAUGGAAAGAGUGAAGAUGAUAAAGAGUUUGUUCCAUGCAACCUCCACAGGAAAGAGCUGCAGGACAACCAUCUGGGUUGUAAACUUUGUUAGAGUAGCUAGAAAUAGUUCAACAGUCACUACCAGAGAACCAAAUAUGUACUCACCGCAAAAGAACUGUGAACCAUAGAAACAUAAGAGUUCACACAACAUACCAGUAUGUCCGUUUGUGUCUAAUCAAUCUCUUGAAUAUGAGUAAUUCUUCAUGUAUUAACAUACGUGUAUGGUAUUCUCAUUUCUUUUGUUGGUAAGUAUAUUUUUAGCCCACUUAUAAUACUGCUACUGGUUGUUUUUUAUAAUAUAUUUUCAAAAAUAAUCAAUAUUGAAAGAUGAAUACCAGAAGCAUUAUUAUUUUAAAAUGUUAAACAAUAAGAAGGAAUGUCGAUCCCACCGGUCUUUUCCUGAAUAGAUUUCCUAGUGUUCCUUGUCUUCAGUUUGUCUGUAAAUAUGUACAGGUUGUGAGUAUGUUGAGUGUUCAUGUUGAUUGUAAUGGACAGACAUCUCUCGUCGGAGGAAUAAACAGUCAAUGAUGUCA
Molecule: messenger RNA, 1570 nt
Organism: Haliotis rufescens (red abalone)
Lineage: Eukaryota; Metazoa; Mollusca; Gastropoda; Lepetellida; Haliotidae
Product: mitochondrial import inner membrane translocase subunit Tim16-like
Exons: 4
Coding region: 115-489 (124 amino acids)
Biological process (GO): protein import into mitochondrial matrix
Cellular component (GO): TIM23 mitochondrial import inner membrane translocase complex
Source: RefSeq, a predicted model, not a curated record